GUGUUUCUGCCUCUUCAAACAAUAUAUUCAAGAUGGCGGCGAUGUCUGUGUACCCCAUGUGUGUUCGGGCUAGCCAUGGCCUUCUCCGGCUACGGAAAGGUGUCCGCUGCCUAGAUCCGUCUAUGAUGGAUUUGAUUCGUGUACUGUCUACAGAUCCCCCAAAACCAGACAGUAGUCCCGCAGGUGGAUUGGCUCAAGCAAUUUUGCAAGAACGUCUUCAGCAGCAACAGAGGAGUCAGGACCAAUCUUCUGAAAGAGGGGACGAUUCCAACCAAAGACAAGAGAAGAAUGAGGAAAAGAAACAGAAUGAAAACACAGCUUUUGCCAAGAAAGUGGUUUUCCGGUUAGCAGGACUUAUGGGAGUUGGUGCUGCAGUUGGCGUCGUGUACAUAUUUGGUAGUAAUUCCGUGGACGAGCAAGGAAACAAGAUUCCAGAUGAAUUUGAUAAAGAUGCGCCAGUUCUUCAACAUCUGAAGAGAACAUUGAAGUACUUCCAAGACUACAGACAGAUGAUUAUUGAACCCACAAGUCCUAAGCUUCUUCCAGAUCCCCUGCGAGAGCCAUACUAUCAGCCUCCAUACACAUUAGUGCUGGAGCUCACCGAUGUCCUGCUUCACCCAGAGUGGUCGCUGGCCACAGGCUGGCGCUUCAAGAAGAGACCUGGCAUAGACUACUUAUUCCAACAGCUGGCUCCACUCUAUGAAAUUGUCAUCUUCACUGCAGAGACAGGCAUGACGGCAUAUCCCCUCAUUGACAGCAUAGACCCCCAAGGCUUUGUCAUGUAUCGCCUUUUCAGAGACGCCACGCGCUACAUGGAGGGACAUCAUGUCAAGGAUGUAUCUUGUCUGAACAGAGACACCUCUAAAGUAAUCGUGGUGGACUGCAAACGGGAAGCUUUCAACCUGCAGCCUUUCAAUGGCAUGGCGCUUCGCAAGUGGGAUGGAAACUCUGAAGACCGCACUCUCUACGACCUGGCUGCCUUCCUGAAGACCAUUGCAAUCAGCGGAGUUGAUGAUGUCCGCACAGUGCUAGAGAAUUAUGCCCUUGAGGAGGACCCUAUUGAAGCCUUCAAGCGAAGACAAGCACAGCUGGCACAGGAAGAGGAACAGCGGCUAUCAGAGUUGGCUCAACAGAAGAAGCAAGGCUUCUCCCUAGGCUCUAUCGCUGGACGCUGGUUUAAUUCAAAGCAACAAUGAAGAAAUACAGAAAACACAUUACUUGCCAGCUUCACCCCAGCAGAACUGUCACUCAACGGGGUUGGAAAUACCGGCAGAUAUGUGCAGAUCCCAUCUUGUCACCUCCACUGGAUUGUCACCUUUUUGGGAUGUUGGCAACAGACAGCACUGCGCCCCCCCCCCCCCCCCUCCCCUCCCUCACGGGCACCACAUGGGCGGGUCCUGUCCUGUCUCUGACCACUGUCGGCCCAUAUUUCCAUGAAGGUUACACAACAUGUCUUCAGAGACUGACCAUACACCAGGGUCUACACAUUUAAAGGCAACACUCAGACUAUAAAAGGGUAGCAGGAUGUUGUGACCUAAUGUGGAAUAUUUGUGUUUAGGUCCAGAGCUUCAUUAGACCCUGAGUGUCAAUUGUCUCUGUUGCCUAAAGUGCUUGUGGUUUAUCAAAUGCAGUUUAUGUGGUCCAUCCAGUUAUUCUUAAAUAAAUAAGUUAUGGCAACUUUCA
Molecule: messenger RNA, 1683 nt
Organism: Clupea harengus (Atlantic herring)
Lineage: Eukaryota; Metazoa; Chordata; Actinopteri; Clupeiformes; Clupeidae
Gene: timm50
Product: translocase of inner mitochondrial membrane 50 homolog (S. cerevisiae)
Source: RefSeq, a predicted model, not a curated record